Molecule: messenger RNA, 930 nt
Organism: Mesorhabditis belari
Lineage: Eukaryota; Metazoa; Nematoda; Chromadorea; Rhabditida; Rhabditidae
Source: the annotation of a GenBank genome assembly
AUGUUUAAAUUGAUAAUUGUUGCUUUAUUUGUUCAUGAAAUUGCGGCUUUUUGCCCAAAUGGAUGGUUCGAGGUGCCACAGGAGAAUAGUUGUUUACGAGUCGAAGAUCAAGAAACCUCAUACACUCAAGCGAUUCGCUCCUGUGAGAAAUCGGGAGGUGACAUUGUCAAGAUCACAGACGCUUUCUUUAACGCCCUUGUCACAGCUCAAGGACUUUCUGCUCUGAACAAUCGUCUGAUUUACAUCGGUGUCGAGAAGUUGCCCGAUGGAACUUGGAUCUACGCUGAUGGCUCCUUUCUAAGCUAUCAGAAAUGGAAAUCAGGUGAACCAAAUAGCGCGUACGGUUGUGCGGUGCUUGAUCCAAGGUCGGGAAGUUGGCAAUCACAGAGCUGUGACACGGCGUCACCGUAUGUUUGCCAGAUGCCAGUGCAAGCCAACCCAACUGGACCAUCGACAACGACAGCCCCCAAUUGCAAAGACGGAUGGAAAGCAUUCAACGGAUAUUGUUAUUUUGUGCAAAAUUUCACUCUUGGUAGUGAUGGCCUCUGGGCUUCGUGGACUCCAGAUGACGCUCAAGAGCAAUGCCAAAUGCGAGCUUCAAGUUUAGCCUCAAUACAUUCCGAUGCAGAAAACAGCUUUGUUAAUGACUUAGUGGCCUCGUAUAACGUUUUGGAUCAAACGCAGCACGUACCGAGCGGGACGGGAUCCUGUGGGUACGCUGAGGCGUGGAUUGGAUUACGAGCCUACCCUGACAACACAACUUCAUGGGUGGAUGGGACUCCAGUUGACUAUUCACAUCACGUCUAUUUUCCAAUCAACGACGAGACAAUGGCUUUUGGGAUUCUGAACGACAAAUCUUGCUAUACCGAUUGGAACUAUUGGAGUCUCGUCAAGUUAUCGGCGCGUUUCGUUUGCAAGAUGAAACCAUUU